GCAAAAUCAAAUUUUAGUAGCGAUCGUACUUUAGCUCCGUGAGCGUCCGAGCGCGGAUAAAAAUUUCUGUAGAUACUUUUUUCUUUCUAACUAACUUUCAUACAGAACGCAAUUUCGAACAAGAACAAUAUAUAACUUAGCGCUGGAAUUCGCUUUGUUAAAAAAUCGAAAAAACAACGACUUUUUUAUCGUGUUGCUGGAUGAUUUAAAAAUAGAAAGCAAAAAUUUGCAUUUCUCAAAAAAAGAGAAUAAAAACUGCAAAGUGGUUUUCGAGAUUUGUCAGAUUGAAAUACAUAAAUUUUUUUUUGUAUCCCAGUGUGUCUCUAUUUUUUUCUAUUCUAUUCUAAUUAGAAAGAAAAAUUAAAUUAAACGAUCGUCAAGUUAAUAAAGAUAGAAAGAGAAAAAAAGUGCAAGAUCGUAAAAAAUUCUAUCUCUUCCCCAACUAUGAUUUGACAUCUCGGAUGUUCUGAUUCAAAAUACAUAUUUUUUUUUGUUAUUUUCUGUUUUUUAUGUGAUUUUUUUGAAAAAGAUUUUUCAACUCUUAGAAUAAAUAAAAUUAAAUCAAAAUGGUGCAAAACGAUAGUGCAACUAAUGUUUUAUUAAACGAUAAUAGGAAUACCGGCGGUGCUGUGGUUAAGGCGCAAAUUGUACCAGCUCAACCGAAAACAUUACAGCAUCUUCCGAAGCGUCCUGCUGUCGAUCUGGGAUUCCAUAAUGUGUCAUAUGGUGUAAAGGAAGGAGGAUCAAGCAGAGUGAAAAAAAUUCUCAAAGAUGUCAGUGGAAGACUGCGAUCUGGCGAACUUACCGCCAUUAUGGGACCAUCGGGUGCUGGAAAAAGUACCUUACUCAAUAUAUUAUCUGGCUACAAAACGAAUGUCACUGAGGGUACAAUAACAAUAAAUGGACGUGAGCGUAAUCUAAGCACAUUUCGCAAACUUUCGGCGUACAUCAUGCAAGACAACCAAUUGCAUUCGAAUUUAACCGUCCAAGAAGCAAUGACUGUGGCCACGAACUUGAAGCUUAGCCGAAGUUUCACCAGACCAGAAAAAAAUGCUGUGAUAGAUGACAUCCUUUUAACACUAAGCUUGAGCGAACAUCGAAACACCUUCACUCGAAAUUUGUCCGGUGGCCAAAAGAAACGUCUCUCUAUUGCCUUGGAACUUGUUAGCAAUCCACCGAUUAUGUUCUUCGAUGAGCCAACCUCCGGACUUGACAGUUCUACAUGUUUUCAAUGUAUUCACUUGCUCAAAAUGUUGGCCGCAGGCGGACGCACAAUCAUUUGCACCAUACAUCAGCCAUCGGCUCGUCUCUUCGAAAUGUUCGAUCAUUUGUACACUCUUGCCGAGGGUCAAUGUGUCUACCAGGGUAGCACAAAACAACUCGUACCAUUCCUGGGCACUCUCGGUCUAGAUUGUCCAAGCUACCACAAUCCAGCCAGUUAUGUGAUUGAAGUUGCAUGCGGGGAACAUGGUGAUAACCAGGGUAACCUUGUUAACGCUAUUGACAAUGGCAAACGUGAUAUUCGAACUGCUGCCGACUUUGCUGGCAUCAAGGCACGCAACGAUCUUGUCAAAGUACAUAAUUUGAAAGCCAUGCUGGACAAAAACGAUGCUCAAAAUGCAACCUGCUCUAAGUUUGCUGAAAAUAUAUCGCUCAACAAUCAGCUAUUAACUGCUAAUUUGGUCAAUGAUUUGGCCAAGGAUACUGAAGUUGUGCCUGCAGCACAAACUAAUGAGAAAGGAGAUUCGGUGAUCGAUGUGGAGAAGAAUGACAAUGUGAAGACUGCACUUCUUGCCGAUAAAAAUGCUAUGGAAGAAAUUACUUCACCAGAACGAUAUCCUACGUCACAGACUCAUCAAUUCUUUGUGGUGCUGAAACGAACUUUGCUCUUUAACUAUCGUGAUUGGACUCUUAUGUAUCUUCGACUAUUUGCUCAUUUAUUGGUUGGAUGCCUUAUUGGUGCUCUUUACUAUGACAUUGGCAAUGAUGGUGCCAAGGUCUUAAGUAAUUUGGGUUUUCUGUUCUUCAAUAUGCUCUUCUUGAUGUACACAUCCAUGACAAUAACAAUUUUAUCAUUCCCUCUUGAGAUGCCCGUGCUAUUGAAAGAAAACUUUAACCGUUGGUACUCUCUAAAAUCGUAUUAUUUGGCAAUAACCGUUUCCGAUAUACCAUUCCAGGCUGUAUUUUGUAUAAUCUACGUAUCAUUAGUUUACUACUUCACCUCACAGCCAUGGGAACUAUGGAGGUUCACAAUGUUCCUAUCCGCUUGUCUCCUCAUAUCAUUCGUAGCUCAAAGUGUUGGUUUGGUUGUCGGUGCAGCCAUGAACGUUCAAAAUGGUGUUUUCUUAGCUCCAGUAAUGUCCGUGCCGUUCCUGCUUUUCUCCGGAUUCUUUGUCUCCUUCGAUGCGAUACCUGUGUAUCUUCGCUGGAUGACAUAUCUCUCUUACAUCCGUUACGGUUUCGAAGGAACAGCUCUGGCCACUUAUGGAUAUGGUCGUGAAAAACUCAAAUGCCACCAAACUUAUUGCCACUUUAAGUCGCCACUUACCACUCUCGAAGAAUUGGACAUGACCAACGCCGAUUUCAAACUCGAUAUUAUUGCCUUAGUUGUAAUAUUCAUUGUGCUGAGAAUUUCAGCGUAUCUAUUCCUGCGAUGGAAGUUGAAGACAGCACGAUAAGAAAUGUCUAAAUUUUGAUAUUUUUUAUCAUUUUUUUCCUUAUGUGUAUUCUUUUUUCUAUCAUCUUGUUGUUUUUAAUUUUUUUUCUUUAGUGUUUAAGUACAUUUUUUUUUGCAAAUUUUGGUGCAAAUAAAGCUAUAUACACAAAGACAUAAAAAACAUAUAAAUGUAAUUUAAAAAAAUUCAAAAUUUGUAUUAAAAUUAAGAAUUUAUAUAAAAUAAUUUAUAAAAUUUACUAAAAAAAAAAAACCGCUUUGAAAAAAGAUUAUUAUAAAAAUACAAAAAAAUCUACUAAAACCAACAAUGAAAAAGGCUGGUUUUGUAUACACGAACAAAGUAAAACAAAAAAACAAACAUAAAAUUUUAACUUAUAUACCUAUUAUAUAUAAUAUAUUAUAUAAAUAAAUUAUUAUAAAGAAAAAAAUGUAACAAUAAAAAUAAUAAUUGAUGUUGAAAAUAAAAGAAUUUUUAACUGGUAAAAUUUACAAGCCACACAGGUACACAAUUUAAAAAUUGUGUGCACACAAAAUUUGAUAUUUUUUUAUAUAAUAAUAAGUGUGCAAUAGAGAGAAUAUAUGUGUUAAAUUCUUUUUAUUUUUAUACAUAUUGUAAAAUGGAAAAAUGUUUUUGUAGGUG
This is a messenger RNA of Episyrphus balteatus (marmalade hoverfly), 3314 nucleotides long. Its product is annotated as ATP-binding cassette subfamily G member 4. The transcript has 7 exons. Lineage: Eukaryota; Metazoa; Arthropoda; Insecta; Diptera; Syrphidae. Bases 567 to 2678 code for a protein of 703 amino acids. Gene Ontology annotation, cellular component: plasma membrane. Gene Ontology annotation, molecular function: ATP hydrolysis activity; ATP binding; ABC-type transporter activity. The record is from RefSeq and is a predicted model, not a curated record.